AUGGCGUUCUUUACGCAAAAAGUUUGGGUAGAAUGGAUAGAGCAAGCAUUAGCGAAUGGAGAAUAUAAUUAUCAAGAUUAUAAAAGUCUUUCGGACAUCGAACAAAUCGGAUCAAGUAAAGUUUACAAAGCUCUCAUGAAAAAGGAUGACGCUGAAAUUAUGGUCUCUAUGAAGUUCAUUGGAAAUAAAUUAUCCACAAGAGAAGUUGUAUCUGAGCUCAAAUUAUUAAGGAAGAUUCAUCUUUUUAAUAACGAAAAUAUUUCAAAAUUUUACGGCGUUACCAAAUCAGAAAAUAGUGAUAAAAAAGUUACUGAUCCAUUAAAAUAUAUGGUAAUAUUAGAGUACGGUGAUGGGGGAUCUUUGAGGGAGUACUUGCAAAAUAAUUCGGAAAAUUUACUAUGGGCCGUUAGAUUAAAAUUUGCAAAACAACUUUGUCAUGGCAUCUCAUUUUUACAUGAAAAUAACAUAAUUCAUAGAAACUUGCAUUCUAACAAUAUAAUCAUCAAUCAACACAAUUUAAAAUUAAAAGCAUUAGGGAUUACAUGUAAGAUGUCAGAAUCAUCAAAUGUAUCAACAAAUUUACAGAAUUUUUUGGCUUACGUUGAUCCACAAUAUUUUAAUAUACCAAGUUAUAAGAGUAGCGGGGAUAAACAAGCAAUGUUAACAAAAAAAUCCGAUGUUUAUAGUUUGGGAGUUCUUUUGUGGGAAUUAACUUCUGGAUAUCUGCCAUUUAGCUUGGAAGAACAUUCAGACUUACAAAAAGUGAUCAUGGAAGGACUUCGCGAGAAAGAUAUGGAUGGAAUCGAUAAAGAUUAUAUCGAAAUUUAUAAAAAAUGCUGGCAGUCUGAUCCCAAUGAUCGACCCGAGAUUCAGGAAGUUGUAUCAGCGAUUGAGAAAAUUGAUGGUGGUAUAGAUCCAUCGACGGAGCAGGAUGUUAAAACUACUAAACAAAGGAGAAGAUUUACGAUUACUGUAGAACCUCCCACCCCAGCUCCACCUGCUCCUACCGUCAAAAAACCAGUAAAAUCCUCCCCUGUAAUUAAUAAACCAAUUAAUCCAGCGCCACCGACAGCAUCUCCAAAAAUCGCAAAUAAAAAAUCAAAUUCUACAUUAAUGGUCCCUAAGACGAGAUCGAGGUCAAAAAGUCCAUCGAGAUCGCGUUCUAAAAGUCCAAUGGCAAGGAAUAAAAGUCCUGCACGUCCGGAAAUUAAGGUAAUUAAGGAAGAGGAGGAAGAAGGUGUCACGACGAUCAAAAGCACAGCAAACAAAAUAGAAAGUCCUGGACGUCCGGAAAUUAAGGUAAUUAAGGAAGAAGGUACCACUACGACCGCAAGCACGACAAACAAAGUAAAAAGUCCUGUUACUGUUAAAUCCGAAAAUUCAGCGGUAUCGGCAAUCAUGAUACAAAACGAGAAUUUAACGAGAACCAAAAGUCCCACUUCUAGAUCAAAAUCUCCACUUAACACUUUAAUAAUAUCAGAAAGUCCUAGAUCAUUGAGUCCGGUGAGUUCACUUGACUCAGUGGAGGAACAACCGUUAACUAGACGAUCGAGGCCUAAAAGCAAAAGUCCGUUGAGAAAGAGAUCGCUUAGUCCUUUAGAAGAAGGUAAACCUAGACAAUCAAGACCUAAAUCCAAAAGUCCGUUGAGAAUACUGAAUAGGGCAAAGAGUCCCGAUUUUGCAACAGCAAGACCAAGGCUUCCCAAAAGGUCGGCCUCCGUUUCAAUACCAAAAGGAACCCCAAGACUCCCUCGAAGAACUCAAACGAUGAUGCCACAACCCUCGCCAAAAAUUGUAUCGCCGCCUCGCUCUAUAAGUCCUCCAAAAAAAGUGGCAUAUAAGCCAGUCCAACGUAGAUAUUCCACGAGUUACAUAAAUUCUUCAAUGCAAAUCAAUGCUCAAACUUUUCAAAGUUUGGGAGAAUGUUAUCAUGAUGGUCGUGGCACCAUUAAAAACAAAAGCAAAGCAUUGCAAUAUUUUAAAUUGGCAAGCGAUGGAGGUAACGUUUGUGGUAGGAACAUGUUGGCCUUUUGUUUUGAAAUGGGAUUGGGCGUUGGUUCCGAUCAUAAAAAAGCCUUUUCUUUAUAUAAACAAGCGGCUGAUGCUGGGUAUAAGUUGGCGAAGCAGAAUAUAGCCAAAUGUUAUCAAAAAGGGAUAGGGGUGACAGCGGAUUCUGAAGCUGCCGCUUAUUGGUUAGAGAAAGCUAAUCAGGAAUAA
Messenger RNA from Funneliformis mosseae, 2217 nucleotides. NCBI's taxonomy places the organism in Eukaryota, Fungi, Glomeromycota, Glomeromycetes, Glomerales, Glomeraceae. The record is from the annotation of a GenBank genome assembly.